AUGGCAGGCCGACGACUGUGUGUGUUGGCGGUGGCGACGAUGGCGCUGAGGGGAGAGGGGCUGCGAAUGAUGGCUGUGGACAUGCAGAGAAACCAGCAUGAGCGAUCUGAUCAGAUGAAUGUGCUCACGAUGAAACAUGCGGGAGAGGUCAGCUCGACAAAACACUGGCUCUCGUACGAGCGGGAGGAACAAGUACAUGGAAGCUUGCCUCAGAUGUCUGGAGUUAGUCCAGCCCUUGGUCUGUAUGCACCAAUGGCCGGCAUAGCGGCUCUCAUGGUGGCAGGAAACGUGGUGAAGGGGACAAAAGAUUGGUCAAAGUUGACGAGGUCGAGGAUAAGAACAACGUACACACACUUCGCCCUUAGUACGAUCAUCUGGUCGGGCACAGCCUUCCUGUUGUGGAAGCUUGGGUUAGUUCCAAUGCAUUCAUGGGCCCCGAUGCUGAUCAGUCUCAUGGGUGUUGCCAUCGUGUACAAGAUGAGCGCGCUCGAUUAUGACAACGACAGGACAGAGAAGAUUCUGCAUUUCUACGGGUUUGGCAUCGACCUUGUGAUCAGACUGAUAUGCGCACAGCACGGCUACCUCGACGUUCUUGUGCAAGCUGCUGUUCUGACAGCUGCUGACUUCGCGGCCAUAUCUUGCGUCGUUGCGGCAUCACCGUCCACAAACUUCCUUUGGAUAGGAGGGUUUCUCGGGGGAGGUCUUGGUUUGCUCAUUGGAGCAAGUCUUAUCAACAUGAUAUGGCGAACUUCAUCAGUCAUGCAUAUUGGAUUUUCCUACUUUGGUGCGGCUCUCUUCAGCGGCUACUUGUUGCAGGUGGUGAAGGAGGCUUCGAAGCUUCCGGGAUCGGAGAUUCGCAUCACACCAUGGGGGACUCGAGCGCCGGACUUCGACCCUGUCCAUCACGCCCUACAGCUCUACUUGGACGUGGUGAACAUCUUCAUGUACAUCGUCAGGUGA
Guillardia theta CCMP2712 is the source of this 960-nucleotide messenger RNA. RefSeq lists its product as hypothetical. The transcript has 13 exons. Gene Ontology annotation, cellular component: mitochondrial inner membrane. NCBI's taxonomy places the organism in Eukaryota, Cryptophyceae, Pyrenomonadales, Geminigeraceae. Bases 1 to 960 code for a protein of 319 amino acids. The record is from RefSeq and is a predicted model, not a curated record.